AUGGAGGACCAGUCGUCGUCGUCGGCCGCAUCAUCAAAGACCGCCGAUCUAGAUGCUCCCCUUCAUGCAAUUGGCUUCGAGAUCGACGAGUUAUCAGCUCACAGGGUCACCGGCCGUCUUCCUGUCACCCUCCAGUGUUGUCAGGGAUUCGGGUUCUUGCAUGGGGGUGUCUCUGCUAUGAUAGCAGAGGGUCUUGCAAGUAUUGGAGCUCACUUGGCAAGUGGAUUUCAAAGGAUAGCUGGAAUUCAACUCAGCACCAACCAUGUAAGACCUGCUCAAUUCGGUGACCUUGUCUAUGCUGAAGCUACCCCUGUCAGUAUUGGCAAAACCAUUCAGGUUUGGGAGGUGCAACUAUGGAAGACGGAUCCUUCAAAGCCGACGGACAGGAUCUUGGUAUCAUCUUCUAGAUUGACUGUAAUAAGCAACAUGCCUGUACCAGAGCAUGCAAAAGCUAACGUUCUGAGGGUAAAGAAACAUGCAAAGCUGUGA
Neltuma alba is the source of this 489-nucleotide messenger RNA. RefSeq names its product 1,4-dihydroxy-2-naphthoyl-CoA thioesterase 1. Lineage: Eukaryota; Viridiplantae; Streptophyta; Magnoliopsida; Fabales; Fabaceae. Gene Ontology annotation, molecular function: 1,4-dihydroxy-2-naphthoyl-CoA thioesterase activity. Bases 1 to 489 code for a protein of 162 amino acids. The record is from RefSeq and is a predicted model, not a curated record. Gene Ontology annotation, cellular component: peroxisome. Gene Ontology annotation, biological process: phylloquinone biosynthetic process. The transcript is spliced from 3 exons.